UUCUUCUCUCACAUUGUGAGAACCAGAGUGCACGGGAUCGUCACAACCCAGGUUUGUUGCCUCACUUGACUCGCACUUGUCUCACUGUGUGGGAGUGUUUUCUUCUCUCACAUUGUGAGAACCAGAGUGCACGGGAUCGUCACAACCCAGGUAUUUCCAUACAGGUCAAACUAGUCUCUCUCUUGAAGCCUCCCUACUGCCUCUCCAACAUGUCAAGCUCACCACCUCACAGACCAGGCACAGCAAGGAAGAAGACAUCGUCUCCACCCGAGAUAAAGAUGACAAGGGCACAAGAGCUCCGGCAGAAGCCAAUGCAAUCGUCUAGCAGACUCAAGGUCAAGGCUGGUCUUCCGGUCGACAAGGGGUUGAUAGUGAGGAAUUCAUUGAGCAGCCUUGGAUCUCAAGAGUCUCUUCGCAGAGCCAGAAAUUCAGCAUCAAACUCCUCUAUUAAUUCUGUGGGUAUGGAGUCAUUUACAUCUUCUGGAGAGACUUCUUAUAAAGCCCCUCAGAGUCCAAAGGCUGAACCAGGCAAAUCUGUUAUUGACAGGUUAUACAAGGCACCUGCGAAUGCCAAACAUGAUUUCUUGAGAAAGUCGGAUAGAGCACUGCCAGAAAGAUACUAUCAGGGAAAGAUACCUGGUGAGGAAAAUUUUGCAGGAACUGAAAGCUAUAAAGUAUAUGAUUGGGUAAAUCGCAAAGUGAGAUCCCAGGAUGAUAUCCGUGAUGAGAAGACGUGCUCUAGUGCUACUGUACUGACACAUGCAACCCAAAGGCGAAACUCAGAACCCAUAGGAGCAGACAACUUUGUCCAUGGCUAUAGCAGUGAGAUGGAAAAUGGGUUUAACAUAUAUGGGCCAAGGUUUUUCCAGGAAUACUUUCAGAAGGAAUUGAGAUGGUUAGCGCCAAGGGUGGACAUGUUUCUUACGAGGAGAAAUCUCGGCCCUAAACUGCCAGCUGCCACCAAUGAGGAGUCUUACAUCUGGGAAGAGAGGAAAGCCAUUGUGGUGGCCCCAAGGCUGGAAGACCGCGAGGAACUAUUUGUGGACAUGAUUGACAUGCUAUGUGGAGAGGUGACAUGGGACAAGUUCUCAGAAUUUGUUCACGAAAAGGAACCACAGGAAAUCCCCAAGCCUUUUGUUCAUGAGGAGGAAGUCCCCAAGCCUUUUGUUCAUGAGGAGGAAGUCCCCAAGCCUUUUGUUCAUGAGGUCCGGGAACCAGAGGAAGUCCCCAAGCCUUUUGUGGAGCAUGUAUCUGUACAGACGGAGAAAGUCAAAUGUGAUGCAUGGACCAUUACACUGAAACCAUUUAUGGUGAACAAGCUGGUUGGAGCUGAACCAAAGCAUAAUAUGAGUACAAGCACUGACGACCUGAGGAAGUAUGUGAAGCCACGGAUCACUGUCGGGACCACUACAGCUGAUCUCCAGGAACUGACCAAACCUCGGGGGAUUCCGGUAAUCCGUGUCGAGGUUGGUACAUCAACAGGGGACCUGCAUGAUGAUUGGAGUGACUCUUCCCUCACACCCAGGGCGUCGCCGGUCUCCGUGGUUCAGGAUGAUGUGUCACCUUCAACCUAUAACUCCCUCCAUUCUGAAAACCUCAAGAGAAGUCUCAUUGACAGGGUGAACAGUUACUACAGGGAGAUUAACGUAACCAAUCUCCAUAGCAACAAGUGGGCAGACAGAAGGAGAUCUUCAAAAGCGGUGAUGACAGAUGAUGAAACAACACAGAUUCAUUCUGAGCUGAACAAACUAGCUUCUGAACGAAUUGAGAUUAUUGAACUUCUUGCCUUACACAUUCCCAACUUGCCAUCUUGUUUGACAGUUGAACUACUUGAGGCUAAACUCAACUACUCUAUUGGACAGACUGAUCAGUUGCUGGCCCUUCUGGAAGACUCCUGGGAACUUGAGGCCAGCCUUCCAAGCUCUUCUCGAAGCAAGGAAAUGAUCAACAUCACAAGGGAAAUCAUCUUCCAAAGCAGAGCUGAACUUGAAGAGUCCAAGAAAGCCAUAAAACUGUGUCUGGAUGAAGUGAGGCACAUCCAAGCUGGAGGCCACAGCAGGAAAAGGUUUCUCAACAGGGAGAUCAUGAAAAUGAAAAGAAGAGCCGAGAUUGAAGCCUUCAAGUUGGAGAGAAUGUGGGAACAACUGUUCUAUGAGAGGUCAAAAAAGCAAGAACAGUUCUUAAGGUCUACCUAUCCGAGGUCACCAUCAGUUUCCAGCACUGAUUCUGCUGUAGAUGCUAUGGAGAAAUAUGUUCACUUUUUGACUGAUCUCAGGAAAAGAAGUGCAUUGGCUGCCUCAGAAGAUGAGUUGAAUGACUUGAGAAUGCGCUCGCACCUGUCUCACUAUGACUAUGGUGAGCACCACGACAGCAGCUGGGACACCUCCAGCAUCUUCUCUACAUCCUCACAAGCAUCACAUGCUUCCCCCAGACACCACAAGGACUACCUGGUGGAACUCAGGAGGCAGAUGGCGUUGGAGAGGGAGCGAGACUUUCCGUACUCCCGAUCCAGAUCAAUAUCUCCCUGCCGCUGCAGUUUCUCCUCCACCCACUCACGACUGUCCUCUCCCUCACAGGUCGACUCAGGCCUGGGUCAGUCUGGUGCCAGCUCUGCACUACAGCCACAAUACUCCAGUAGUAGUUGGUCAAAGAGGCACACUGGACCUGGCUCUCUAUACACUGCAAGUUCCAAGUCAACCGCUUACAGAAGCUCUUCCCAACAACCUUCGUCACUGUACAUGUCUCAAGUUGACCUGUUGAGCCCUACACGUCCAAGUUACAGGUCAGCGGGCCGGUACUCAGUCAAGUAGAAGAUCAGCAACUUGUCCCUUCUUGUCCAAGAGGGUGCCAACCCCCUUUGGUACACUGGAUACCGAGUCCUGGUGAAAGGAUGCCAAUAUUUAAAUGGCAAAUCAAUAAAAUAUUUAGCCCUAAGCAUGUAAACAUGCAUAAUCAUGCAUUCUUUGUGAAAUCCCAUUCUAAUUUACUAGGACCAGCUGUGUACACUGCUAUGACUCAAGAGUCCUUAAACUGCAUGCCAAGACAAAUUAAGUGGUAUGUCGGAUGCCGAUAGAAGGGGAUUUGGCCCCCUGUCAAAGGUACAGGAUGGUGGGCAGGCAGUCAACUUUCAAGUAUAUCAUCAACUUGUGACUACUUGUCCAAGGUGCAGAUCAGCAAGCAGUGACUCAUUCAAGUAGAUCAUGGUCUCUGACAAAGCCCUAUGUCAAGACACCUGUUUUAUCUUCAAAAUACACCAGACUAACCAACACACUUCUAAACAUUUCAGUAUCAUGUUUGAAUGUUUCCUGUUUCUUUACUUUUAAGUAUGUUGCCAAGUUAAUACUAAAGAAAAUGUCCAUACUUGUUUUAAGCACAUGUAUAUCCUGUUUGGUUGUGACACUUGGAUGUAGAGUGAUCUCCCUUUAACUAUUUACACGAUACUAAUCGCUGAGUGUAGCAACUUCUUGUAUAUUUUCCAGGAUGUAUAAGGCUUUUCAUUUUCUGAAAGGAAAUCCAAAUUGCCUUUGGUGCCUUAAUUGUGUUUAGAAUCAGAGAUGAGAGAGGGUCAAUGGAGUUGAACGUGUAAGUACCAGGAUGUUAGUUGACAUGAUUUGGAUGGUCUGUACAUGUUAGUCCUCUGACAAUUAUACAUCAUGAUACGACUCAUAUAACCUCAUUUAUUUAUUACUUACACAAAUCCAAAGCUCUGACUGUGAUAACUUGUGUCAAGUAUUGUUAUGGAAUAUGUAUAGUGACAUGUAUGUAGUGGGGUGCGCGGUAUUACCGGUAGUUCGGUAAAUUGAGGUUCGGUCAUUGCAUGAUACAUAUCACAAUAUCAUGUUUUUAUGCUCGGUAUAUCGGGUGAUUUCAAAUAGCAAUUUUUAUCAUGUGUUUAAAGUUAUACACUUGGCAAAUAUGUAAUCAUUCGAAAUGUUUCCGUAAUUCCAAAAUCCAAGUUCACAUUCUCACAUUCAGCUCUGGUGGUUAGCACCAAGUCAUCACUGUCCCGGAGUGUGCAUCCUUUCCAUAUUUAUUGAAUUAGUAAACAUUAUGCUGUUCCAGCAUCUUGUUUUGUUCCAUAUUAAUAUGAACAUUAAUUCCUGCAUUAAUGUUUCAAAUUGCUUCUGAAUUCAAAAUUUUGAAUUAUACAAUAUAUUGUGAUACGUAUCGCAAUACGACCUUGUGCAUUGUAAAAUACUGUGAUACACUUUAAACAUCCAAUACCCAUCCCUAGUAUGUAGUAUAUGUGGAGAGAAUGUUAAUGAUAAUAUUUGUCUGCUAUUUUUAUGUAGCAGUUCAGAUAUUUAAUAUUUAUGUACCGUAUUCUGAUUCAAGGCAGCUCAUUGUGAUGACACAUAUAUAUAUACUACUCAAAAGUUAAAAGAACAUGACAGAUUAACUACAGUAAUAUGAAAGAAUCGGGUGUUCUUUAACUUCUUUUGUGUAAUAUAGAUAUCAUUUAGGGAAGACCGUAGAAUAAGGGUCUUUUUAGUGACACGUUCUUUCAAUAUUAUAAUAUAAAUAGAAUAAAUAUUGAUGAAUAGUACAUAAUAGUGUUAGACUGGGUAUAUUUAUUUGACUAAGUAAGGUAAAAAUAUAAAAUAAUUUCACUUCCAUCUGUGCAGUGGAGCUCAGUGCAGCCCCCUGGUGCAUGAAGUUUACAGAAUAACUGAUUACCGGUAGUUGAAAGGAGUGGCUUUCAGUAUGACAUUGGGAAGACUUUAUACUAACUGAUGAAAGAAAGUUCCUACUAAAUGUUUAUCACUGUACCCUUCACAAUAAUUACUGUUGUUUCCUCAAUAAGGUCAUACCAACUUUCGUUUCAUCCAAAGUUUUACAAAAUUGAAACCAAAACAAACAGCACAUGAUUCAAUGUUAAAGGUUCAAACCACUAUUUGUUGCAAGUUGUUUAAAAUCAAAUAUAAAUAUUAAACAUCAGCACCAGGGAACUAUUUUUCUCCUGCUACAUCUGGGCAUACUUCCCUUGAAUAUUAAAUAUUUUUUUAACACAAAAAACACUAUUGGCAGGCAGGAGUGUCACCAAUGUGAAAUCUCUGAGCAAAGCCAGACUUUGAGGGGGGAUUGGGUGGGGUGUUACGGAUUACAGCUCGCAAAAUCAGGUCUGUAGGUUGAAAAAAAUAAAAUAUAUAUUUUUUGUUUCCUAAGUUAGGAAAAUAAAAUAAAAUUUUGAGAUGGGAAGAAUAUGGAUUCAUGAUAAUUCAUUGUUUUGAAUUUUUAAGAAAUAUUUUCAACAGUUUUUAAUAAUAAUAUUUAAAAAAAUGUUUUUAUUUUACUAGUCAGUAAAUACUUUUGUUAUUUUUCUUGUUUCUGGUUGGCAGAAUAUAAAAACAACUAAUUUCCAAUUUUAUAUUUUUUCAAUAUUUGAGUGUCGUAAACCAAGUUUUAAAAGUGUUUAUAAAACAACGUAGGUUGCACUUAAUGAAUGCAUAAUUCAAGGUAACUGUGAUAUAGCUUGUUCACUUGUGAGCACUUUUAUGUGAACCUAUGGAGCAUUUAAAGUGGGCACACUUAAUAUAAUACUCACUCAUUUAUAGCCUAGGCUUGUGACACACAUACAUAGUGGCCAUGUGCUGUGUGACGACUAACACUGAGAUAGCACCAACACGAUAAUAUAUGGCAGUCUUACCACUUGUCUUUUUUAUCAAUGUUGGUUAUGAUGUAAUAAAAAAUGUACCCGA
Haliotis rufescens (red abalone) is the source of this 5699-nucleotide messenger RNA. RefSeq lists its product as uncharacterized. The transcript has 4 exons. The coding region runs from base 210 to 2810 and encodes 866 amino acids. NCBI's taxonomy places the organism in Eukaryota, Metazoa, Mollusca, Gastropoda, Lepetellida, Haliotidae. The record is from RefSeq and is a predicted model, not a curated record.